AUGCGUGGACGUUGGCUGCUUCUAGCGGCACUCGUCUCGUGUCUUGCCUGGGCCAAGGAUCCGGCUGGAUAUGAAUCAGAAGUAAUCGCAAAAGUUUUCUCCACUUGGAACGAUGGACCAAUUCAAAUUCAAGAUCACUGGCAAAAGACAGUCGAAGAAAACCCAAAGAAUUCGAUUUUCAAUCAAGAUUUUCAACACGAUGAAUUUGCGAUAGAGAAUCAUGCUCGAUCAAAACGAUCCAGUUUCAUUGAAGCAGUUGCUCCAAAUGUCCGUGCUCCGCUUUUGUCAACGCGGUUUUGCAAUAUCCCAGGGUACACUGGAGAGUUCUGUCAAUAUCCAAUCUGUAUCGAGACAAAUCCGCGAGUCAUUGAUCAACCUGAUGUCUUUGGAGAGGGAGUGAUUGUCGAUGCAGCUUAUAUGGGAGACAAUUGCACUCUUCAAUACAUCACAGUUAUUGAUGAUUCACUCACAAAUGUCAUUAUCACUCUCUCUGCUGACACCGAUAUCUAUCCAGGCUUUGAUCUAGUUGAUGCAAAUGGCAAACACUACUUCUUCGAUAUCACAGUCCAACGUGGACCUGGAAUUCUCAGUGGAUUGUACUCAAACCUUGCCCCACAAACCUACUAUCUCACCGCGACACCCGAUGUCCCAAACGCUCCAUGCCGACUCGAGAUCAAAGGAACAACCCGACUCACAGUCGAAGCUGGCUUCAUCACUGGAGAAGGCUGGGCAACUGAACGCUCGGAUUAUCCGGCUCUCCGUGCUGCGUAUCAAUACACUUUGAACACAGUUGUUGCUCACGGCUUUAACCUCCGCUCACCCGGUCAAUUAGCUGUUGUGACAAUGAUCGGUGGAUCGAAUGCAGUGUCCAGACCGCAAGCAAUGCGCACAAGAUAUGGAUGCGGAUACGAGUACUACUUUGAAAGUUUCUUUUGCACCGAUCUUGGCGACUAUUUGUGGAUGAUUGAAGGAGUGACAUGGACGGGAUAUCCGUUCAGACGAGUGGGAAUCUUCAGCUGUUUGUAUAAUACAAAUCGACCAACGCCAGCCCCAACGGGGACCACUCCAGUGCCAACUUCUCCAGCGAACUGUUCGAAUGGUGGAUGGCUUGUUCAGAACCCGGACGGCUCAGCUUUCUGCGUGUGCCAAGGGUUGUGGCAAGGAGCAACUUGUAAUCAACUUGUUUGCAUGAAUGGUGGAUAUGACACUGGAGGUACUCGUUGUACCUGCUUGGCCGGUUUCCAGGGAAUUCAUUGUGAGGACGUUGUUUGCGUUGAUCGUGGCCGUGAUCAAUUCUACGUCGACGAGCCAAAUCUCGUCUUUGUCGUCCGUGUUCGCCAACAAAUGCAAGACGUUUUGGAUCAAGUGAUGAGCGCUGUGACCAACAUUGUCAAUGCAAUCCAAAUCUACGACGCGAACUAUGUGAAGAAGUUUGGCGUCGUCUUCUACAAUAACGGAAAACAACUCUUCUCGGCCAGCUACUCCUCUUUCGGAGCAUUCCAAUUGGGUUGGACGAGAUGGGCCACCGAUGUGACAGAUCAAAGCGGAAAUUGUACGGACAAUGAGUUCACUUUCUUAGCCGCUGCCUUGCAGAGUCUUCCCGUUUCACCGAGAUCAAAGGUCUAUGUGAUCACCGAUUCGAUGCCGCAAGACUAUGGAGAUGUACUUGACACUGUUUUCCAACUUGACUCCUAUUUCCGAGUUCCAAUCUAUUUCCUCUACGUUGAAGCAUCUCCCGGACAGGGUUGUGUACCCGAUGUUCACGAUCCCGGUUUCCGCGCAAUGGACGAUAUCACUCAACGAACGGAGGGUCUCGCUUUCUAUGUCACAAAUCGAACAUCAGUCAAUCAGCUCCUCUACAACCAUCUCUAUUACACUUUCUAUCGUACUCAAUUGAUUCUAUUGAAUGAUCUCGAUGUGUGCACUUUCCAACCAGCCUACCAGACGCUUUCAAUCGACUCGAAACUCGAUCAAUUGGUGGUUGUUGGAAGAGGAAAUCAACUCGACUUCCAAAUCACCUCAGACACGGGAAUUGCGAACCCAAUAAAAAAAUACUCUGGCAACGACAUCACUAUCUGGUCAGCAGCCGGUAUUGUAGCUGGAAACUAUCGUGUGAGCUUCCCAAGUGCUCCAUCGUCAAGUUGUUCAUAUCGAAUCUAUCAACAAGCAUUCACAGUAACUGGAAGUUCUUAUCAAUUCGAACUCUUCUGGAAGCUCACUGAGUUACUCAACUCCGAUGGAUACUAUCAACAGCCAGUUGCUGGUGUUCCAUUGGCGAUCGGUGUGCAUUUGAAUCAAUUCCCAGCGAACAUCCCACCCCAGUAUGUGCAAGCCGAGUUCCUCAUCACUGCACAAAGAGGCCAACAACAAGUCGACAUUUACUCAUCGAAUGGAAUCUGGCGAGAUGGAUGUGACUACAAUUUCUACUUCCCGCCAUUCACUUGCCGAAAUGAGGGAGAGCUUCUGCGCUUCCAGUUCUUCGCCCGUGAUGGACUUGGGUUCCCGAUUCAAAGAGCUGGCAACAUGUACUGCACCGGCUAUCAUCCAACUCAAUCACCACCUGGUGGCUGUCAGAAUGGUGGAGUGAUCAAUCCAGCUGAUAACAGCACUUGCUUCUGUCCACCUGGCUAUGAGGGAACUCUAUGCGAGAAGUUGAUCUGCUGGAAUGGUGGAACCCCGUUGAGCUUUGGCUUCUGCCAGUGUCCGCCUGGCUUCUUGGGAACUCACUGUGAAACAAUCUCUUGCAUUGAGGAAGGCCCAGCUCCUCAGAUCUUCACUCGUUACGUCGACAUGGUGUUUGCUGUAGAGAUGACUACAACAGCAUAUGCUCAGAUGACUUUCCUCAACAAAAUGUUCCCAGAGAUCCUCAGAGACGUCGUCUCUCAUCACGAGGAAUGGAUCAGAAACUUUGUUCUCAUUGGUUACAACUCGACAUGGGGAGGAACUCUUGCUACCGCAUCGUCUCUUGAUCCAACUAGUGUCCUCAUCGCUCUCAACAAUACCGUCUCCAACUACAACGGUCUCGACAAAACGACGGACGCUUGCAAUGCCACCGUGCAAGUGUGGCAUGCAAUGGCGCAAGCUGUCAUUCAAAGAAGGAUUCGACCCGGAUCUUACAUCAAUCUCUUCUUGGCCAGCAAACCGGAUGAGUCAAAUUUGCAAGAGAUCAUCACCAUGUACAACGAUGUUCGACAGAUGAAGAUCCUUGUUACAGCGAAUAUUGCUUACACGAGUAGUGGAACGUAUGUGUGCAACAAUACUUGGAACAACUAUGCAUUGGUUCACGACUUGUGUCGUUACUCUAAUGGAGAGUCGUACAACAUGCAACAGCCAUACGUUGAAGGAUUCGUCCGCACGAUCCCGAUGAAAUUCAUGCAAGGAGUGCUUGCGCAUCGCCGAUAUGAUGACUGCACUGGCACAGUGUAUGUCUCAGUUCCAGUUGAUGCCUAUGCCCAAUCGCUUCUCAUCGCCGUUAACGGAUACAAAGCCACUGUUCAACUCUUCAAUGGAUACAAUAAACUCCAACAAGCACCCAACUUCCGAUCAAUCACCAACGCCAAUGAUCCGAUUUCGGGAUGGAGUUUCUUCACUCAACGAGCUUCUUGUGACCCUGACUGGGAUCCGCUCGGUGACUAUUGUGUCAAGUUCUCACUUACUCCAAACGAUUAUGAUAGCGCUGUGGCGAUUUGUCAUAAUGGAGGCGGAAUGCUGGUCGACGAUUUAACCCAGGAUAAACAUGAUUUCCUCAUCAGAGAAGGAGCGACCUCUUCUUUCUGGUUCGGUCUCAACAAUCGCAACAACACCGGCUGGCAAUGGGAUCGAGAAGAUGGACGACCGCCUGUGCCUUAUGAUUCGACUGGAACAAACUUCUGGCCAGGAGGCACUGUGCCAAAUGAUCCAACCAAGCUCUGCGCCUAUUUCGACUCAUCUAAAUCGACUGAGAAUUGGUUUGCCGAGUCUUGCAAUGUUCAGAAAUACUUCGUUUGUCAGAGACAUAUCUAUGACUGGAACUAUAUGCCGAAUAGGAUCGAUGAUGAUGACAUGCCUGCUGGAAAGUACUACCUUGCGAUCACCACUCAAUUGCCACCCACCGACGGUUCGACCAGUCUCGGGAAAGGAUGCUUUGCUGAAGUCCGUGUCCAAUCACACCUCCAGAUCUACGGUGGCUUCACUGAAGACACUCACAACGAUUAUCCAAACAUGGACCCUGUGGCAAAAUCGACUCAAAACCGUUUGAUCACUUUCGUCGACUCGGCCGCCUCAUUCCAACAGAGAACCCCAAUUUUGACUCACGGUCUCAUCUUCAACGCACACAACGAAACCAUGUGGGAUGCAGUCACUUAUCAGCCUCGCGCUCUUUGCUCUCUCGAUUGGAUCUCCCAACCGUUCUACUGCCCCGACAGUGACAACAGUGACAAUCUCUUCUCGAUUUAUCACCUUGGCGAGGAUGAGUAUGGACACACUUUCCAGAGAAUCGUCAACGCUCACUGCCAGAAUCCGUCUGUCACUUGCGGUAAUGGCGGCCUCCGUUACAAUGGAACUUGUGUGUGCACAGAGUACUGGCAGGGAAGCACUUGCUCGAUCCCGAUUUGCGUGAACGGUGGAGUCUUGGAUCGAACGAACACGCGUUGCUUGUGCCCAGAUGGAUUUGUUGGAUCAGCUUGUGAAUAUCAGGCUUGCACGAACCCACAGAACUUCACUUUCGACACUUCUGGCGCCUCGUUGACCAUCGUUUUAGAGGUCACUCAAAACAAUAGAAACAAUGCAAACGGCUUCCUGGCCGGUCUUCGAGAUGUCAUUGAUAAACUUCCAUCUGAUUGGUUCUCCAACUAUCUCCUUGUCACUUUCAACUCCGGCGGAGUCGUCUCGAACAAAGACUAUUCAACGACAGCCACUCUAUUGACUGAUAUCACCUCUCAAAUCAACAAUGGAAAUGAUGGAGGAUCUUGCAAUAUGCCACUUUUCGGAGCUGUCAGUGCCGCUCUCACGAAUCAGGCUCUGCGUUUGGCUGGUCAUCUCAUUGUCGUCUCGUCAUCGGUUCCAAGUGACUCGGCCAGUCGGCAAGGAACGAUUCAGUUGAUCAAUGGGGCUACGCCAAAGAUCCACAACUUCUACUCGAACUCGUCCGGUUGCUUGAAUAAUGCUGAGAUUCCGAACACCGAUGACGCUCUCCACUUCCAACGAUUCGCCUAUGCGACAGAUGGAAAUAAUUUCUUCACGAAUUCGGAUCAAAUUCAGAAGGCUAUUACCGCCUAUCUGCCGACAAUCGGUGGAUUGACAAAUACUCUUGCUCAUCCAACCUAUUUCAAUAAUUUCACUUGUGAAACUCCUGAGGAUUGGUGGAUCCAAGUUGACAACAAUUCCACUGAUAUCUAUAUUACUGUCUCCAAUGAUGUCGCUUCGAUUGUGGUGAUGGAUCCACGUGGAAGCCAAAUCUCGGCCGAUGUUCUCUACAGUUACGCCAGCCAGAAAUACUAUCACCUUGAAAAGAAUGAAGCCGGAAUCUAUCUCUUCAGAGCUGUUGGACCCGGUCCAUGCUAUGUGAACAUCCAAGCGACUGGUGGAGUGCAAGCGUGGAAUGGUUUCGCAUUGACAAGCGCUGCUGAUCCUACCGGAUCACACACUGAUGACACAAAUCUUUUUGCGACUGCUGGUGUUCCAAACAUUGCCGUCUUCCACGUUUUCAACGGAAAUCAAGAUCCGCGAAGAUUGGCUGGAGUACUCACCUAUAUGGUCAUGUGGGAUCCAAACACUUUAACGUCUGUUUACGGAGAGCUGUAUCCUCGCGCCAAUUGCCACUUCGAGUACUACUCGGAUCCAUUCAACUGCACGGCUUACGAAGGCUUCUACAUGACAAUUCACGGCUACGAUGAGUUGGGCAUGACGUUCGUGAGACAAAUCGCCGCUUGGUGCUUGCCAGCUGUUACCCCGACUGGAUCGAUCCCAACUGGCCCCACAACAACGACCACAACAACGACCACCACAACGACCACCACCACAACGACCACCACAACGCCUUACACCGGAUCACCUCUUCCAUCAACCACUGCCAUGCCCACAACAACAUCGGACUCAUUGGCGGGAAGAAAUGUGGACAUCGUUCUCCUCCUUGACACCUCAUCCACCGCUCAGCCGUAUUUCGAUGAUUACAUCCAAUUCGUGAAAACGUUCUUCACGGCGUUCACGGUGAGCCAAGCGAGAACGAGGAUUGGAAUUGUGACCGUUCCCGGAGAUGACUUUGCAACGUUCCCCGUUAAUCAACUUGGAGCAAUUGAUAAUACGGCUGCACUCUUCAAAACUCUUGACGACAUCAAGAACUACUACACCGAUUUCGAUGAUCAAGGCCAAUAUGCUGGAGCAGCUCUUGAUGUUGUCCGUCAAGAGUAUAUGACACUGGGGAAUGGUUAUCGAACACAGAUCAACAACCAUUGGAUCAUCUAUUUGACAUCGGCGGCCAGCAUUACCGACUUGAAUGUCGCCAUCACUAAUGCGAACUUCUUGAAGUCUGGCAAGUACUACUCGAUUGCUGGAAUCGCUUAUGGAACUGGAGUUAUGGACAGAGCGACGCUUGCGCAAAUCACCGGCGGCACAUCGUGCUCGUUCUCCACCGAUAACCAAAACAGCUUGAUGACCACAAUCGCCCGAAAUAUUCAACAACAAAUUUUUGACAAUGAUGGCACUUAUUGCAUGGCAUCGCCG
Messenger RNA from Mesorhabditis belari, 6699 nucleotides. The record is from the annotation of a GenBank genome assembly. Lineage: Eukaryota; Metazoa; Nematoda; Chromadorea; Rhabditida; Rhabditidae.